AUGCCUGCGCCUCCUGUUCCUGUUCUCUUGAUAUCUGAGGACAGGGAGGAUGCGAUCGGGCGGGUGUUGGCGGCUACGUACCCCUCCGGUGCGCUGUUGGGUGACAACUCGGUCAUCCGUCCAUCUCCACCGGAUGCCUUGCACAGGUACCGCAGUCUGGUAAACCAGAUUCAUCCAGAACGCUGCGUGGAUCCACGGGCCGAGCAGGCCUUCGUGCGUGCGUCCCAAGCUUUUGAUGUGCUGUGCGAGAUGGAUUCCGAGCCUGACAACUCACCCGAUUCCGCCGCAUGGGAGGCAUGUAUCUCGCAACCAGCAAACAUGGCAUCCUGCAGUGGGAGAUGGUGGGGAGUGAGUACUGUGGCAGAUCUGGAUCGCUGCUUGGAGUUUCGCUCUGUUGCCAUGGAUAUUCUGUUUAAGCUGACAGCUCGUGCCGAUGAAACUCGCAUCCGUCUUCUUGAGAAGCUGAUCCGAGACGGUGAGAAGAUCUGUGAGCAUCUGGAUAGGCAGCAACAAAUUCCGCGCCAUCGCCUGUGGCCUGUCAAAGCUCGUGCGAAGUAUCAAGGAGCCAAUGCCGCUGUGUUGCGCUAUUUGGACGUGUUGUGCCACCUGCGCAGUGUACACUGCUUUUGUCAACUUCGCAACCGGCACUUUCACCACUCGGUCGAGCUUCUUGCAGCUUCGCCCUUGGCUGACAUGGAGGGCCUACUAGCAAAAGCCUUGGCUCCAGAGGCUGUGCGUGAACCUGAGCCGAUGUUGCAUGUCAAGCGCAUGGCUGACGAGGCAGGAUUGGAUCCACUCGACGAGUACAUGGCAGCAAUAGACAUUGCUGCCAAGGAAGCCAUUUGUGCCGCAGUCCCGCAAAAUCUUCCAGACACAGGAAAGGCAGAAACUAGGUUGUGCCAAGAAGCUUCAAAAGAAACGCAGUCGUUUGCGGAGCGGCCGAAUGGGCCAAGUGAGACCCUUCAUCGAACUGCAGAAGCAGCCGGAGCCGAAGAGCGAGUCGCUGAGUCUGCAGGGAAAGCAGCUGCGGAGAAGGCCGAUGCUGGGGCUUGA
Molecule: messenger RNA, 1053 nt
Organism: Symbiodinium sp. CCMP2592
Lineage: Eukaryota; Dinophyceae; Suessiales; Symbiodiniaceae
Source: the annotation of a GenBank genome assembly